Messenger RNA from Chironomus riparius, 2086 nucleotides. The record is from the annotation of a GenBank genome assembly. NCBI's taxonomy places the organism in Eukaryota, Metazoa, Arthropoda, Insecta, Diptera, Chironomidae.
UUGAAAUGUAAAUUUUUUUGUUUUUUUGAAUAUAAAUUUUGAAAUGCGUAAUAAUCUCGAGAUUAAGUGUGCUAAAAAGACAUUUGGAUCUGGAAAAGAUAAAAAAUUGAUUUUAAAUAGUUUAAAUUUGACAAUUCCGAUUGGAAAAAUUUAUUGUCUGCUUGGUGCUUCUGGAAGUGGAAAGUCGACAUUAAUUUCUUGCAUUUUGGGAGUCAAACGAUUAGAUUCAGGAUGUAUAAAAAUAUUACAAGAGAAAGUGACUGAUAAGCAUUCAUUACGUUUGAUUAAUUCUAUUGGAUAUAUGCCACAGGAACCUGCACUUUCACCAACAAUGACAGUAAAGGAAACUUUGGAAUUUUUCGCAAACAUCAGUCAAAUGAACAUGAGUUUAUUUGACAAUCGAUAUAAGAUGCUAGCCAAAAUGUUUAAAUUACCAGCGGAUGAUGUAUUAAUUGAGAAUUUAUCAGGUGGUGAAAAGAAAAGAGUUUCAUUAACUGUAGCUUUAAUUCAUGAUCCAGAAUUAUUGAUCCUUGAUGAACCAACAAUUGGACUAGAUAUUGUGAUUUGUCAAAAAAUAUGGAAUUUCUUAAGGCAAUCAAUUAACUCAAAUUGUAAUUUAUCAGUUCUAAUGACAACGCAUUAUCCUCAUGAAGCAGAAAAAGCUCAUAUUUGCGGUUUUAUGAGGAAUGGAAAGCUUUUAGUUGAAGAUAUACCAAAGAAUAUUGUCGAAAGUUUGAAUGUUCAUAACCUCGAUGAAGCAAUACUUGGAUUAUGUAAUUCAGAGUCGAAUGACGAAGUUCCAUUAAACUUUAUGCAGAUCAGUCGAAAUGCUGGUCACUAUAAGGAGAUUGUUAACUUAGUAAGCACUAGGAAGCUAUUGGAAAUGCAAACCUUAUCAGCACUGUUGGUUAAGAAGCUGCAAUGGAUUAAGCGGACGAAAAAACUCACUUUUAUGGUCAUAUUACUUCCAAUAAUUCAGUUUUAUUUGAUGUGCCUGACAAUUGGUAGACCUCUGACAGACAUAGCACUUGGAAUAUUCAAUGGCGAGAAUAUAAACUGCACUGCAGGCAAUUUUACAUAUGACUGUCGCAGCAAAGGUCUUUCGUGCCUUUUUAUUGAUACAAUAUCAGAUAAAGUUUUUCGCAAAAUAUUUCAUACUGAUUUUGAUGAUGCUUUUAUGGAAGCGAGAGUUGGAAACGUUAUGAUGGAUAUACCGUCAAACUUUACUGAUGAGCUUAUGAAAACAAGUGGACAGAAAGAUACAGAAAAUUAUAUUAAAAUCUAUUUGGACCAAACAAAUAUUGUUCAAUACCAAUUCGCAAAGUUUGAACUAAUGAGAGCUUAUGGAGAUUUUAUCGGAAAUGUCAAGGCUAAAUGCAAUCGUUCACUAAUUUAUUACCAGAAUCAAAUGAUUUUUACAAAUGAAAACAGCGAAAAGUUUGAAGAGUCAAUUGACUUUCAGUCAUCAUUUGUUUCUACAAUGUAUUUAGUGAUGAUUGUCAUUUCCUCAACAAUCAUGCUAGCUUUAUCAGUCAAUCAAUAUAAAUAUGAAAUGACAUGGAAUAGAAUUUUGCUGUCCGGAGUCGAUGUCUAUCAGCUUUUAAUGACUGAAAUUAGUUUAAGCUUUAUUCUUGCAACCGUGCAUGCUAUUCAGACUGAAGUUCUUUUGUAUUUCCAUGAAGACUUGGCUGCAAUUGACGAUUAUGUAUCAUUAUUUGGACUUGUUGUGUUUAGUAGCUUAAUUGGAGGCAUGAUUGGAAUUCUUGGAGCAAUUUUGUUUGACAAUUUCAUCACUUUAUCAAUAGCUAUGUGUUCAAUAUUUUAUGUUUUCAUUACUGGCUGUGGUUGGUUAUCUCCAUUUGAAAGCAUGUCAAAGUAUAUACAACUGUUGAUGAAGAUUUUGCCUUCUGGACUACCAACAAUAUCAUUCCGGAAUGUUCUUUUUAAAGGACAUACUAUUACUAAUCAAUUGGUUUAUAACGGAUUUAUUUUGUUGAUGACUUGGAUUUUGGGAACAAUUUUACUGAUUUGUGUUAUACUUAAAAACAGAAGAUAUAUUUAAAAAUAAAGAAUAAAGAUGCAGGAG